Molecule: messenger RNA, 1217 nt
Organism: Sitophilus oryzae (rice weevil)
Lineage: Eukaryota; Metazoa; Arthropoda; Insecta; Coleoptera; Curculionidae
Gene: Cpap3-a1
Product: protein obstructor-E-like
Exons: 5
Coding region: 112-840 (242 amino acids)
Cellular component (GO): extracellular region
Molecular function (GO): chitin binding
Source: RefSeq, a predicted model, not a curated record
UUCUUCACGAUCUUUCAGUCUCAAGAGGUCGUUCAUCAAGACAAGACCUCUCUAGUGUAGCGCCAGUUUGUAAAAAAUACACCACAGAACAUACAAAUCACAGAAAUCGUCAUGAAAUUAUUCGUAUUGGCUGCGGUGGCCAUUUUGGCAACAGGAGCAAGCGGUCAAAGUCAAGCCUACAAAUGUCCAGCGAAAGAUGGACAAUACGAAGACUCACGUCAGUGUGACAAAUACUGGGAGUGUGUGGAAGGAGAAGCGAAACCAAAACUUUGUCCAGAUGGUUUAGUUUUCGACCCAUUGAUCAGGAAAAGGAACAAGUGUGACCAACCUUUCAAUGUUGAAUGUGGAGACAGAACUGAAUUACAGGCUCCACAACCUAAAGGACCAUGCCCCAGGAGAAACGGAUUCUUUGCCCAUGAAGAUCUGACUGUCUGCAACAAAUUCUACAACUGCAUCGAAGGGGACUACACCGAAAUCACCUGCACAAACGGUCUACACUUCGAUGAAUACUCCGGAACUUGUGUAUGGCCUGACUCUGCUGGCAGACAAGGAUGCAAAGAUAACGCUAAUGUUUUGAAGGAUGGAUUCUCCUGUCCAAAAGAAACUCAGAAAGAUGCCAAUGGUAAUCUUGUAGUGCACCCUAAAUUUGCCCAUCCUACAGACUGUCAAAGGUUCUAUGUUUGCCUUAAUGGUGUAGAGCCAAGAGACUUGGGAUGCCAAGUUGGAGAGGUUUACAAUGAAGAAAGUCAAAGGUGUGAUGCCCCAGAAAAUGUACAAGGAUGUGAGGACUGGUAUAAAGAUGACCCAGCUGCAGCAUCCAAGCCAACCAAAAAGGCCUAAAAAAUAAGUGAUACUAGGUUUUUAAUUUUAAUUUUAUAUACAUAUUGUUUACAAUCAAAAUAUACUUUUAUUUAUUAUUUUUGUAAAAAAAUUGCCACAAACUGAAAAUCAAGCUAGUUGUUAUAUAGAACUUUUUUAUAUUUUUCAUCAAAAUUUUUAUUCUUUUUUUGUAUACUUUGUCUCCCUUUGUUAUUCCUUUUUGUUUUCUUAUUUUAUCAGUUUAUCAUUUUCUUCUACUUUGUAAUACUCAUGUUGUUUCAGAAAAUUUUAUAGUGUAUUAUGUAUAAGUCCUAAGAACUGAUUUUUUACUCUGUGUGAGUGUGUACAUAUUAAAUUAAUGUACGAAAUUGAAACGAAAUAAAUUAAAUAAAAAUAAA